AUGGCAAUUAUACAUUUAACUGAAAAAAUAAAAAGAGCAAUUGAAAGCAAUGAAUUUACAAUAGGAAUAUUUCUGGACCUGUCAAAAGCAUUUGACACUGUAAAUCAUGAUAUUCUGUUACAAAAAUUAGAGUCUUAUGGAAUAAGGGGGAUAGCGAGGAAAUGGUUUCAAAGCUAUUUAACAGAUCGAGAACAGAUUGUAAAAUAUAAUAAG
Molecule: messenger RNA, 213 nt
Organism: Paramuricea clavata
Lineage: Eukaryota; Metazoa; Cnidaria; Anthozoa; Malacalcyonacea; Plexauridae
Source: the annotation of a GenBank genome assembly